AUGCUCCAAAGGACUAAAACGCGCAUUGAGCAGGGCAUUGUAGAUCGAACUGAAACAGGAAUUCUAGACAAAAAAGAGGGGAAGCAGGCAAAAUCUUUGUUUGAAAAAAUGAAGUUUCGUAUCCAUGUGGAAGAAGGAGAUAUUGUGUACAGGCUGUACAUUCGUCAGACUAUUAUUAAGGUCAUCAAGUUUAUUUUGAUCAUCUGCUACACAGGGUAUUAUGUGCAUGAGAUAAAAUUUAGUGUUGACUGUUUGGUGGACAUUGAAAGCUUGACGCGUUACAGGAAUUAUCGUUGUGCACAUCCCCUGGCGACACUUUUUAAGAUCUUAGCCUGCUUUUACAUUAGCUUAGUGGUUGUGUAUGGCCUAAUUUGCAUGUAUACUCUUUGCUGGAUGCUGCGGCGCCCUCUAAAAAAAAAAUAUUCCUUUGAGUCCAUACGUGAAGAAAGCAGCUAUAGUGACAUACCUGAUGUGAAGAAUGACUUUGCUUUUAUGUUGCACAUGGUUGACCAGUAUGAUCCUCUGUAUUCCGAGCGCUUUGCUGUGUUCCUGUCUGAGGUGAGCGAGAACAAACUGAGGCAGCUCAACCUCAACAACGAGUGGACGUUGGAUAAGCUAAGGCAGAGGAUCACCAAAAAUUUUCAGGACAAACUGGAGUUGCACCUUUUUAUGCUCAGUGGUAUUCCCGACACAGUGUUUGACUUAAUGGAAUUAGAGGUCCUUAAACUGGAGCUUAUUCCAGAUGUAACUAUUCCUCCAAUCGUUGCACAACUCAUCAACCUACGCGAGAUGUGGCUUUACCACACUCCAGCCAAGACUGAGGCCCCUGCACUAGCUUUUCUGCGAAAGAAUUUAAAGUCUUUGCACAUAAAGUUCACUGACAUCAAAGAAAUCCCACUGUGGAUUUACAGUUUGAAGAACCUGAGUGAGCUGCACUUGACGGGGAAUCUCAGCUCGGAGAACAAUCGCUACAUUGUUAUUGAUGGGCUUCGCGAGCUCAAAAGGCUCAAAGUCCUAAGAUUAAAGAGCAAUCAGACAAAGCUACCUCAAGUGGUGACGGAUGUAGGCUUGCACCUCCAGAAGCUGUCCAUCAACAACGAGGGAACCAAGAACAUGGUGCUGAAUAGUCUUAAAAAGAUGGUCAACCUCUCAGAGCUGGAGCUCAUUCGCUGUGAUUUAGAACGCAUCCCACAUUCAAUUUUUAGUUUGCACAAUUUGCAGGAAUUAGAUCUGAAAGACAACAACCUAAAGACUAUAGAGGAGAUCAUCAGUUUUCAGCAUCUUCACCGCCUGGUCUGCCUUAAGCUCUGGUGCAACCAGAUAGCCUACAUCCCUAUCCAGAUCGGAACACUUACCAAUCUGGAGAAACUUUACCUGAACAGGAACAAAAUUGAGAAAAUUCCAAGCCAACUAUUCUACUGCUGCAAGCUGCGCUUCCUGGACCUGAGCCAUAACAACUUCACAAAUAUUCCAGCAGACACUGGCUUCCUCCAAAACCUCCAGUACCUGGCAGUGACCGCAAACAGAAUUGAGAAUCUGCCCAAUGAGCUGUUUCAGUGUAAAAAGCUACGCACUUUGAACUUGGGAAACAAUUGCCUGCACUCUCUGCCCUCACGGUUUGGAGAGCUGAGCGCACUCACACAGCUCGAGCUCCGAGCCAAACGUCUGGAGUGUCUGUCUGUGGAGCUGGGUGAAUGCCGGCAGCUGAAGAGGAGCGGGCUGGUGGUGGAGGAGGACCUCUUCAACACUCUGCCUACUGAGGUCAAAGAGCAGCUGUGGAAGGCUGACAAAGAGCCAGAAUACAGACCACUAACACACAGGUAG
Boleophthalmus pectinirostris (great blue-spotted mudskipper) is the source of this 1824-nucleotide messenger RNA. RefSeq names its product volume-regulated anion channel subunit LRRC8A-like. The record is from RefSeq and is a predicted model, not a curated record. Gene Ontology annotation, molecular function: protein binding. Lineage: Eukaryota; Metazoa; Chordata; Actinopteri; Gobiiformes; Gobiidae.